AUGGACAGUGAAAUUGAAGAAGACAGUGUGCCAAGUAAACGGUCACAAAAACGCAAUCCCAAGCAAAUUGCUGAAAAAUCAGUGACGGAUAACCCGGAAUCGGAAAAUUCUGAGUCUGACACGGAAAUAAAUGAAAGAGGAGCUAAGAAAAGAAGGAUUGAAGAAAUUAUUGCUAAAAAGGUGGAAGAAAUUUUAGGGAAAGUACGACCAACGACCGACCCUAACAUUCUCACACAACUUAACAACAAAAACGCCGAUAUUGUCCCGCCGUUCGAACCGGAAUCCAGUGAGGUGACAUCCAGUGGAUGGUUGAAUAAAAUCGACCAACUAGGUCUCAUCCACGGUUGGAGCGAUGAAACGAAAUCUUUUUACAUGCAAGCAAAACUCGCUGGAAUUGCUAGAAUAUGGUACAAUGGACUACAAGAGUACGAUAAAUCAUGGCACGACUGGAAGAAAUCGCUUCUGGAAGCCUUUCCGUCUCACGAGUAUUUUGUGGACAAUGUGAAGAAAAUGAUGCAAAGGAAAAAGCAGGCUAAUGAAAGUAUGAUGCAUUAUUACUACUCAAAAUGUAGUCUGAUUCGCAAAUGUGAGAUUUCCGACAACAACGCCGUAUCGUGCAUCAUCGACGGGCUUCCCAUCGAAUACCAAGGUACCGCAAAAUCUGGUAAUUUCAGAACGCCUGAAGAACUGUACAAAAGACUUCUUUGCAAAAUCGAUGGAUCCGUGCCGAAAACAAGCGAAUUGACCAAAAGUCUACCAAAGUGCGAAAUUUGCAAAAAACCUGGACACGUCGCCAGGAACUGUUUCUUCAAGUCUCCACAGGAAAAUCACGAAAAAACGAGGACUACGAAGAAAUGUUCCCACUGCGGUAAAUUAGGGCACGAACGAGAAAACUGCUGGUAUCUAAACCCCCGCAAGGUUCAUCUCCUACAAAGAAAUAUCCACAAGUUUAACGGACGGAAGGAGACGAGGACGUCACGUUAG
Messenger RNA from Tribolium madens (black flour beetle), 984 nucleotides. RefSeq lists its product as uncharacterized. NCBI's taxonomy places the organism in Eukaryota, Metazoa, Arthropoda, Insecta, Coleoptera, Tenebrionidae. The record is from RefSeq and is a predicted model, not a curated record. The transcript has 2 exons. Gene Ontology annotation, molecular function: zinc ion binding; nucleic acid binding. The coding region runs from base 1 to 984 and encodes 327 amino acids.